Messenger RNA from Hypoxylon fragiforme, 4686 nucleotides. Its product is annotated as phospholipid-translocating P-type ATPase. Gene Ontology annotation, biological process: endocytic recycling; post-Golgi vesicle-mediated transport; intracellular protein transport. Gene Ontology annotation, molecular function: ATP binding; ATP hydrolysis activity; magnesium ion binding. NCBI's taxonomy places the organism in Eukaryota, Fungi, Ascomycota, Sordariomycetes, Xylariales, Hypoxylaceae. Bases 1 to 4686 code for a protein of 1561 amino acids. The transcript has 2 exons. The record is from RefSeq and is a predicted model, not a curated record. Gene Ontology annotation, cellular component: plasma membrane.
AUGUCGAGUCACAAUGACGACGAAUCCGAACGUGCCGAAACCUCGCGCCAGCAUUCAUUCCCAUUGAACGCCAAUUCCUCACAUUCAGGCGCCGGUGCCGAAGAGCAACGAGAUCCGAGUAGUAGCUGGAGUCCUAGGCGAACAAACACUGCGAACUCUGCGUAUCGCGUACGCUUUUCAAACGAUGUUGCACUCGACGAAGUGCCCCUACGAACAAAUACCUUUGUCCCCACGAACUCAGACGUACAAAUGGACCCCGAUGACCCCACCCAAACUCGCGCCUCACCAUCGACUCCGGCCGGUAACCGAGGCGAAAGGCGUCAUGUAGAGUACGCACUUGACGAUACGCCAACGGAGAGGAAAAGGUCGCAGAGUUUAGUUGAACCUGGCAAGAGAAGUCAAGAGACGGACGACUCGGGCCGUGAUACUUCGUUUCGGCUGAACAACUACUAUGCAUGGAUCAGGCGACAACAACAGCGAGCCCGAGGGCCACGAGCGAAUUUUGAAGAGCUCUUCAAUCGAUACUACCAGAAAUGGAUUAUUGAAGGGCUCCUGCGUCAGAAGCCUCUCCCACCGAGUCGCGAUGGCCGACAUAUACCUAUCAGCGCAGGUGGCGUUCGCAAGGAGCAGUUGGUCGAUGAGCGCAGUGGUAAACCCUAUAUUUCCAACUUCAUACGCUCUAGUCGCUAUACCAAAUGGUCCUUCGUGCCCAAGCAGCUUUAUUUCCAGUUCAGCAAACUUGCCAACUUUUAUUUCCUGAUAAUUGCUGUACUCCAAUUAAUACCGGGUCUGAGCACCACGGGCUCCUUCACCACCCUCAUACCACUACUUAUUUUCGUUUCGAUCAGUAUGGCGAAAGAGGGUUAUGACGAUUAUAGAAGGUAUAUCCUCGAUAAAACGGAGAAUCUGGCUCCGGCGUAUGUGCUCGAUCCGGACGAAGCUGUCGAGAAAACACCUCGUAAAAAGUCAGUACUAGGGAUGGCUAAGAAGCGCCGUAGUAGAGGGCAGGAUGAAGAAGUAGGAAUGACGGAGUUACAAAGUAUCAGGGGACGCCACGACGGAUCUUCAUGGUCUGCAAUUCAAUGGCAGGACCUCAGGGUGGGUGAUAUCAUUCGAUUACGAAGAGACGACAGUCUCCCAGCAGAUAUCGUGAUUCUGCAUGCAACUGGACACAAUGGAGUCGCCUAUAUCGAAACGAUGGCGCUUGAUGGCGAGACAAACCUGAAGAGCAAACAAGCCUGUUCUUUGUUAGCAGAUCAAUGCGACACGAUUGAGAAGAUAAGAAAUUGCAAUGCAAAGAUCGUCUCCGAAGACCCCAAUGCCGAUCUUUAUAGCUUUGAGGGCCGUGCGACUCUGGAUGGAGAAACUCGACCUUUGACCUUGAACGAUGUUGUAUACCGAGGUUCAACUCUACGAAAUACCGAUGAACUAAUUGGAUUGGUUAUCAAUACGGGCGAAGAAUGCAAAAUACGUAUGAAUGCCAACAAGGGUGUUGGUGCCAAAGCGCCCAAGAUGCAGGGCUUACUCAAUCGCAUCGUCAUACUCCUUGUUUUUGUCGUUCUCACUCUCACAGUGGGAUGUAUGGGUGGGUAUUAUCUUUGGAGGAGAUCUUACGAAAGACAUGCCCCCUAUCUUCAGGGCGCUCAGGUGCCAUUUGCACAUAUCUGGUUUGGGUUCAUCAUUGCCUUCAAUACUUUAAUUCCUCUGUCUCUAUAUGUAAGUCUCGAAAUCAUCAAAUUAGGACAGUUCUUCCUACUGGGUGACGUGGAGAUGUAUGAUCCCGAGACCGACACACCGAUGGUUGUGAACACCACUACUAUCCUGGAGAACCUGGGUCAAGUCAAUUAUAUCUUCUCUGAUAAAACUGGUACCUUGACAGAAAACAAGAUGCGCUUCCGGAAACUCAGCGUUGCAGGCACGGCAUGGCUGCAUGACAUGGACUUACAACAAGAUGAGCAAAAGAAAGCACAGAUGUUGAAGGGAAAAGGUCUAGGCGGGCAGGUUGAUGGUGAAUCUGGUGUGGCUACUAUUCCCGACAGAGACGAACGUAUUGAGACCCCUUUGAUUAGCCAACACCCUUCGAGCUUUGCUGGGAGGUCAGGGGCUCGAUCCGAACACCCUCUGUCCAUACCAAAGACGGAAGCCAUGCUGCAUUAUAUUCACCAGAACCCGAACACUACCUUUUCAAAGAAGGCUCGACAAUUUUUAAUCUGCGUGGCUAUUUGCCAUACCUGCUUACCGGAGAUCAAAGAUGACGGCGAAAUUGCUUUCCAAGCAGCCUCGCCAGAUGAACUCGCGUUGGUGCAAGCUGCGCGAGACUUAGGUUACCUUCUGAUCGACCGCUCAACCCAGUGUAUUAAAAUUCAAUUUCGUGACCAGGAUGGAGAAGUUAUUACAGAGACAUAUGAUGUGUUGGAUGUGAUCGAGUUCAGCAGCAAGCGGAAGCGAAUGUCGAUUGUCAUACGUAUGCCCGAUAACAGCAUUUGCGUGUUCUGCAAAGGUGCUGAUAAUGUCAUGAUACCCCGUCUAAGAAAUGCACAACUCGCCAAACAGAAAGCAUCUGCUGUGGAGCGGCGAGCCAGCAAGCGAAAGAGUGUGGAAGUUGAGAGAGCCAUGAGUCGCUUAAGUGGCACUUAUAGCCCUAGAAAUAGCAUAAGCAGACACGCGAGCAUAUUCCGAAGAACCAGUUGGCGUAGAUCUACGGAGGCUAAUCGUCGUUCCGUUAUUUCUGACGACCUUGACACUUGGUUAACGAGGCGCGAAACUCUCGAUUUGGAUGAUGUUGCAAGGUACGAUAUGGAUUUGAAUGCACCCCGCCGAUCCCUAGCUCUAUCGCCAGUGUUGGUUGCCGGAUCCGAUCAAAUCUACGAUGGGAUUGUAGACGAGUCUCUCGCUGCUGACGACGGCGCCAUUUUUGAGAGAUGCUUUCAACAUGUCGGCGAGUUCGCCUCUGAAGGUUUGAGAACCCUCCUUUUCGCCUAUCGAUAUAUGAAUGACGGUGAGUAUGAGGAGUGGAGGAAAGUCUACCGAGACGCGACUACAAGUCUGGUGGACAGGCAACAGCGCAUUGAGGAUGCUGCCGAGCUCAUCGAACAGAACUUUGACUUGGCUGGCGCCUCUGCCAUCGAGGACAAGCUUCAACAAGGCGUUCCUGAAACGAUUGAGAAGCUUCGUAGGGCGAACAUCAAAGUAUGGAUGCUUACUGGAGAUAAACGUGAAACUGCCAUCAAUAUUGCGCACUCGGCGAAGCUGGCCAAGCCCUUCUCCGAAAUGUACAUCCUUGAUGCCUCAGAAGAUGAUCUGCAUGAGAAGAUAACUUCGACUCUGAUAGAUGUUGGUCGAGGCCUGGUGGCUCAUUCCGUCCUCGUCGUCGACGGCCAUACCUUAGGCAUGAUCGAAAAGGACGAGUCCUUGAAGAUAAUGUUUUACGAUCUCGCUGUGCGUAUAGACUCUGUCAUCUGCUGUCGAGCUUCUCCGUCCCAAAAAGCUAGCUUGGUGAAGGCAAUUCGCGAAACAGUGCCGUCAUCGCUGACUCUAGCUAUCGGUGACGGAUCCAACGAUAUUGCUAUGAUCCAAGCAUCCCAUGUUGGCAUCGGUAUAUCUGGCCGCGAGGGACUCCAAGCUGCCCGUGUCGCCGACUAUUCCAUCGCUCAAUUUCGAUUUCUCCAAAGGCUCCUCCUUGUCCAUGGUCGCUGGAUGUAUCUGCGCACCGCAAAGUAUAUACUUUCCACAUUCUGGAAGGAGAUAGUAUUUUACCUAAUCCAAGGUCAGUACCAACACUGGAAUGGCUACACGGGUACAUCGAUCUUCGAAUCGUGGAGUUUGACGGUGUUUAAUGCACUCUUCACUUCUCUACCGGUUAUCCUGCUUGGCAUAUUCGAAAAGGAUCUGAAAGCCGAGACUCUACUAGCCGUCCCCGAGCUCUACUCGUUUGGGCAGCGGAGUGAGGCAUUCAACUUCAAGAAGUAUAUAGCCUGGAUGUUCACGGGCGCCGUCGAUACUGUUAUUAUCUAUAUGAUGGUUUGGGGCUUCUUCAAAGAUAUUCUCUUCACCGAGAACAAUUCGCUUUUCCCGCUCGGGCAACUAGCUUUUACAGUUGCCGUGGUUAUUAUUAAUGUCAAGAUCUUGAUCCUGCAGUGCCAUCACAAGACAGUAAUCACAUUCGUUGGGUUUUUCCUUUCGGUUCUUGGCUGGUUUGUGUGGAAUUUAUUUAUUAGCGCUGCCCAUCCAAUAAGCUUCGGACCUUAUAUUGUGCGCGGCUCUUUCGUACACGAAUUUGGGAACAAGCUGGGCUGGUGGACAAUAGCUGGAGCUACGACCGCGGCUGUGCUUGCGUUCGAACUGGGCCUCACGGCGUUGCAGCGAAUCUACUUCCCCCGUGAUGAACACUUGUGGCAAGAGAUUGAGCGUGAGGGAGGCGUCUCAGAAGUUUUGAAAGAGCAUGCGGCCGAAGAAGGGCGUGCUGUGUCUAUUGACGCGGGCGCGGAACAACAGGUAGAUGGUGGUGACGACUCGGAGCAAUCACACCCUCUAACCCCUGUUAUGAGCCAAGAAUCAUCGGGCGGGAACGGGCCAAACAAUAUUUUCAUACCGCCCAUAUCGAUGAAACGAAGUCGUCGACAAAAAGCCGGCGCUGGUGCACAUGGGCCGGUGGUACCUAAGAGCAAACGGAUACAGACGGUAUGA